Dendroctonus ponderosae (mountain pine beetle) is the source of this 2428-nucleotide messenger RNA. Its product is annotated as neprilysin-2. Gene Ontology annotation, biological process: protein processing. Gene Ontology annotation, molecular function: metalloendopeptidase activity. NCBI's taxonomy places the organism in Eukaryota, Metazoa, Arthropoda, Insecta, Coleoptera, Curculionidae. Gene Ontology annotation, cellular component: plasma membrane. The record is from RefSeq and is a predicted model, not a curated record.
AAGGGUCAGUGGUUGGUCACUUAUUAUUACAUUUUACUACGCAAAUUCUGACCCUUAAUUAACAUUUGAUUAUCCGCCUACGACCCAUAAAAUUCCUAUUAACUCAUUUAAUUGUUGUUUUCCAGUGGUUCAAAAGGUCUGCUAAUUCGUGAAACUGACGCUAUGAAAAGCAACAGUAGAAUGGAAAAUGGAGAUAUCACAGUCAGAGAAACUCAUUGCAAUAAUUUGACGACUUGGUGGAGUAGUAGGACGAAAAACGAGAAGAAAUGCUCGUACUGUGUGUUUGGCCUCAUGUUGUCCGCAACACUUGGCUUGGUGGUGUAUUUUGCAUUAUUUGCAGAUAAAAACAUCGUUUGCAAAUCAAGCGAGUGUCAAGCAGCAUCCACCCAAUUAUUGGGGUUCAUCGACAAUAGCCAGAAUGCCUGUGACAACUUUUACCAAUUUGCAUGUGGAAGUUCAAGAGAGACUAACACCUCUGCUGGCUACCAAAAUAUCAUGGAAGAUGAUAUUGACAUUCUAAUUAGGCAAAUGUUGGAUUCAGAGAGCAAUAAUUCAAACAUACCAUCGAUAGAUCUAGCGAAACAGUUUUACAAAGUUUGCUUUAACAAUGGGGAAACUCGCAAUGGCAUGAAACAUUUAACUUCUGUGUUGCACCUUAUCGGGGGCUGGCCCGUUUUAGAAGGACACGACUGGAAAGCGGAGAGAUUUACGUCUUGGGCCGUGGCAGUAAGAACAUUGCGCAACUACGGAGUAAACUUUAAUAUUUUUUUCGAUAUCAAUGUCGACGUGGAUCGAGAGCAUCCAGAAAGAUACAUUUUAAGUAUCCAUCCAAAUCUUAAGCACCGCUUUUUCAAUGGUAAUAACUCAGGAGAGUUUAUUCUUAAUUACAUGAGUGAUAUUGCUGCGCAGUUUUACCCGCAAAAAGGAAUUCAAAGACAGGAGCUUAUCGACGUUCUAAAUUUCAUUUUCAGCUUGGAGAAGAUAUCAGAAAAGUCCAGGCGAUUGACCGCGAACAAACCAAAUAAUCUCUUCUAUACCAUAAGCGACCUGCAGAGCGAGUACCCAACUAUUCCUUGGAUUGAAUAUCUAGAAGGAGUUUUGCGCGCAGUUCCGCUGAGACCAGACGACGUUAUUAACGUUGCUGAUCCUCUUUACCUGAAGUACUUACAUAGUCUCUUAAAUAGUACAAACCCCAGGAUUAUUGCCAAUUUCAUGGGAUGGCAAGUUAUUCAAUCUCUAAUCAACUUCUUACCACCAACCGUCCAAGACAAGUCGUAUACUUACUUGGAGAAAAUUAAUGGAGACUUUUAUAGGAAGCCCAGGUGGAAAAUUUGCGUGGAAGCGAUUAGGGAAAGGAUGAGUGCUGUAAUAAAUAUGGGCUACAUAAAGCUAUAUUUCGACAAUGACACCAAAUACCGUGUGAUGGAUCUUAUAAGGGCAGUGAAGAAUACUUUCCGCAAACGCCUUCUAAUGGCCGAGUGGUUAGAUAAAGUAACUAAAAGAAAAGUAAUGAAGAUUUUGAUGUCCAGCGUGGUAAAGUUGUACUCGGAUAGUGACUUGGUAAACCUCGCACAAGAAAGCUCGUUUUACAAUGAGAUUAAUAUUGAACAAGAUGAACUGUUAAAGGGGGUACUACAUUUGAACUUAGUGUAUUGGGAUCUGCACUAUGCUCGACUCAUAGCGCCAGUCCAAGACGAAUGGGUAAGAUCGCAAACAUUUCUCAGUGGCAGCAAAGUCUCGUAUUCAGCCACUGAAAAUAUUCUUAAAUUUCCUCUUGGGAUAUUUCGAGGGAUCUACUUCGACAGCAGCCGACCGGAUUACAUGAACUACGCCCUCUUGGGCAAUGUGCUGGGCCAUCAAAUUUCGCAUAUAUUUGUUGACGGCCAACUAGCCAAUAUGCAAGCAUCGAAAUCUGCACAACAAAAAAUUUUGAACUGGUGGUCUGCGGAAAGUUUGCAAGCAUACCUGGAUAUAAUGCAGUGCAUCAGCAAUCAAUUUUCCCGCUUCCAAGCACAAACAAUCGGAACUCCCCAUGUAAUACAUACGAUUGGUCCUUUGCAAAAUUUGGAUGAAUUUGCUCGCGACUUUAAAUGCUCCAUUGGUUCCUACAUGAAUCCCAGAGAGAAGUGCCGCAUCUAACAGAGGAAAAUUAGUUGUAAUUAUUAUACGGAAGCGCAUGCUUUUUCUUUCUUGGAGGCUGCAGUCAAUUCUGGAACAGAGAACAGUUAAAUUUCUCUCCACAAAAACACAAAAUUUAUAAAAAUAGUUCGUACUUAUUUUUGGUGAUAUAUUUCAAAGCUAUAAUACAAGUCAGACGAUUACAUACAUGGGUAACUAAAUAAUAUUCACAUUGUAUUUACGUGUUAAAAUUAUUAUUGAGAUUCACGUCAGUUAUUCAUUAACAUUUAUGUACAUUUAUAAUUUAAAA